This is a messenger RNA of Aspergillus fischeri NRRL 181, 1566 nucleotides long. It is a transcript of the gene ugp1, whose product is annotated as UTP glucose-1-phosphate uridylyltransferase. Gene Ontology annotation, biological process: glycogen metabolic process; UDP-alpha-D-glucose metabolic process. Bases 1 to 1566 code for a protein of 521 amino acids. Gene Ontology annotation, molecular function: UTP:glucose-1-phosphate uridylyltransferase activity. The transcript is spliced from 2 exons. The record is from RefSeq and is a predicted model, not a curated record. NCBI's taxonomy places the organism in Eukaryota, Fungi, Ascomycota, Eurotiomycetes, Eurotiales, Aspergillaceae. Gene Ontology annotation, cellular component: cytoplasm.
AUGGCAGCCAAAGCUUUGCCUACUCACCUCAGAGCUCCCGCCAACGAGGCCUCCGGCGAUGGCUCGUUCGGAAAGCACCACGCAAAAUCCCAGUCUCACAUGGCCUUCGAGAAUGCCUCCACCAGUGUCGCUGCUUCUCAGAUGCGUAACGCUCUGAAUGCCCUCGCCGAGACCGUUCCCGACCCCGAAGAGAAGAAGCGCUUCGAGGCCGAGAUGGACAACUUCUUCGCUCUCUUCCGCAGAUUCCUCAACGACAAGGCCAAGGGCAAUGUCGUCAACUGGGACCGCAUCAACCCUCCUGCGCCUAACCAGGUCGUCGACUACAAUGACCUGGGCGCCGAGGCCUCGGUGGAAUUCCUGAACAAGCUGGCCGUCGUAAAGCUCAACGGUGGUCUUGGUACCUCCAUGGGUUGCGUUGGCCCCAAGUCCGUCAUUGAAGUCCGUGAGGGCAUGUCCUUCUUGGAUUUGUCCGUUCGUCAGAUUGAGCACCUGAACCGCACCUACAACGUUAACGUGCCCUUUGUUCUGAUGAACUCGUUCAACACCGACCAGGACACCCAGUCCAUCAUCAAGAAGUACCAAGGCCACAACGUCGACAUCAUCACCUUCAACCAGUCCCGCUACCCUCGUAUCAUCAAGGACUCUCUCCUCCCCGCCCCCAAGAGCUUUGACGCUCCUCUGCAGGACUGGUACCCUCCCGGUCAUGGUGACGUUUUCGAGUCGCUGUACAACUCAGGCACUCUGGACAAGCUGCUCGAGCGUGGUGUCGAGUACAUCUUCCUCUCCAAUGCCGACAACCUCGGUGCCGUUGUGGAUCUCCGCAUCUUGCAGCACAUGGCUGACACUGAUGCCGAGUACAUCAUGGAGUUGACCGACAAGACCAAGGCCGACGUCAAGGGUGGUACCAUCAUUGACUACGAGGGCAAGGCCCGUCUGCUCGAAAUCGCCCAGGUGCCCAAGGAGCACGUCAACGAGUUCAAGUCCAUCAAGAAGUUCAAGUACUUCAACACCAACAACAUCUGGAUGAACCUCCGCGCCAUCAAGCGUGUUGUUGAGGAGAACGAGUUGGAGAUGGAAAUCAUUGCCAACGAGAAGUCCAUCCCCGCCGACAAGAAGGGCGAGGCCGACCAGGCCAUCUACCAGCUGGAGACUGCCGUCGGUGCGGCCAUCCGCCACUUCAAGAACGCUCACGGUGUGAACGUUCCCCGUCGCCGUUUCCUGCCCGUCAAGACUUGCUCCGAUCUCUUGCUGGUCAAGUCGGAUCUCUACCGUCUCGAGCACGGUCAGCUCGUCAUGGACCCCAACCGUUUCGGCGGUGUCCCCGUCAUCAAGCUUGGAUCAGACUUCAAGAAGGUGUCGGAUUUCCAGAAGCGCAUCCCCAGCAUUCCUCGCAUCGUCGAGCUGGACCACCUCACAAUUACCGGUGCUGUCAACCUCGGCCGCAAUGUCACCCUGAAGGGUACCGUUAUCAUCGUCGCCACCGAGGGCAGCACGAUCGACAUUCCCCCUGGCUCGGUGCUGGAGAACUGUGUGGUCCAGGGAAGCUUGAGAAUCCUGGAGCACUAA